Messenger RNA from Monascus purpureus, 2475 nucleotides. Lineage: Eukaryota; Fungi; Ascomycota; Eurotiomycetes; Eurotiales; Aspergillaceae. The record is from the annotation of a GenBank genome assembly.
AUAACACUCGUCGCCCCCUAGCGGAGCGCCCUUGUCCUCCCUCCAUCUCCCUCUUGACAUGUGCCCAGUACAGUUUUCGAAAGGACUGCGGAACCAUUCAACACACCCACCGCGUCUUUCCUCGAUCGUUGAGAAUAACGACAGCCUUCAACCUGACGGUCAACAAGUCUUUGAUGCACUAGAACAGAGCCGGGAUUACUGGUAUCACCUUGCAUCACUGGCGUAUGUCCUUUUGCGUCAUGGCUUGGCUCCGGAGUACACAAACCCUUGCCGUACUCUUCACAAACUGCCCAAAUUCCAAGGCCGACCCAAAGAAACCUAUGCGCGCCCUUAUGGAGUUUCUCCACACCCCGCCCUUUGCUCACAAGCGACUUCUACUUGGAAGCUGGUAGGAAGUUCAGACUGUGAUCGACUCGAGAAAGAAAAAUCAAACCCGGCCCUGUUACAGAUUGGCAUCAGUGUUGCCAUCCCUUACAACUUCGAUGGGAGAGUUUUCAAUUCUUGGAUCGGUACAAAGGAAGAAAAAUCCACCGGUCCUAAUUAUUUGGGGAUCCUCACAAUCGGCUGGUGUUACAUACUCUCGGCACGGCUCGUUGAAAUACACGGAGAGGGUGCUUAUAUGCGAUACACAAAAUCCGAGGCCGAAUGCUACAUCGAGAACGUACCGCAGUCUUCAAGGACUUAUAUUAUCGAUGUUGGAGAAGUGGAUGAGGAAGUGGCCCGGUGGUGGUCUGCGAUACUCGCUCAACAGAAAGGAUGGGAAGGCGUUGUGGAUCAAAGAUCCGAUCGCAAAUUCCUCACCCCCUGGACAGUCUGUCGCACAUGCGAAAUAUCUUUUGCCAUCAAACAGAGAAGGCCUUCCCCCGCCUUCGUCGACACCCCUUUACCUUCAGAAAGAGCUUUUGAAGCCCUUGCGGAGUUCGCACGUUUACAUGAACUGGGCAGUCAAUUCCCCAUUGCUCUGGCGAUAGCCAUGACUUUUCCAACACACAGAUAUUAUGGCUCAACGGUCCAACUGCCAUUUCCAAGCUCAGCCAGGGGGAAGAAAUCAACUACUCCUAUCGAUGCUAUCCCGUCGACGUGGGCGAGUUUGAAUGACCAGCUCCCCUACUACAUAACUCUCAGUUGCAGUCCGGAAGUGAUGAUGUCAGCUUUUUGUGGAUCAUUCUGGGAACUUGAGGUCCCCUGCAAUCUCGUCAGCUCCUGGCUACAUCCGGUUCUUAAUGAGAUCUUGGGCGAGGCAUCUGUCACUAUGGGGCAUGAUCAAGAAAUUCUGGCUUUGAUGGGCUCAAUUCGCCGACCGGGUUUAAGUGCACUUUGGAUCGGAGCAAUUGCAAGCGGGCUGGGCCCAAAAAUUCUUCAAAAUGUCCGGAGAGGCAGACCUCCUCUUGAUCCACUCGGCCAUCCUUGGACGGGCUAUCCGCAAAGCUUCAUGGACAUUGCUGGUUCAGGUCCAUAUACGUGUGAAAACCCUGAAUACAUCUCAAGGGCAGACGUGUGGCGUUUACUACAUCUCCCUUCGACUGAAGAGGAUGGCUCUUGCUACACGUACCGGCCCGGUACACCUUGGGCACCCUGUGGGGCAUCUCUAACAAAAAAUUGUGCUCUUCGGGUCACUUCACACUUGGAAUGCCCUCGACAUGAAUACCAAUAUGACCAUUGGAAUUGGGAGCUAGCAGAUGGGGCGAUUGUUCAGGAUCGUGGGUUCUCAAGAUCACUUUCAUCCAGUCCAGAGGAUAAACCCUCCAUUCCUGAUAUGGGGAGGCUGGAAAUCUUUGAAUCGAAAGAGUUUGAUCAAAUGGCCUCUAGAGAAGCCUCGUUGGAUAUCUUUCGCUGGUUCUCUAUCAACGGGGAAGGCCUUCCCCCUGAAAAGAUCUAUCAAGAUGAUUGGCUUCAAGAAAUUUGGGAAGAAAGUGAUAUGGAAGUCGAUGAGGCUGAUGAUGACAAUACUCAAAAACUUGUCGGUCAAAGUCAGGCUCAAAUUGAAUCAUGGCUCAAUAAAAUUGGGUAAUAAGAUACUGAUCGCCAAGCAAGGGGUUUUUUCACUUGGGUUGAUAAAACGGAUUCGUAGAUACAUGUCCAUCUUCCUCGCCGACUCGGAGUUACGAUCAACUCGUUUCCUGAUCACAUAAUCUUAUGAAGUUCCACGUGGAAUAUCGCUUGUUGAGAUCCAAUCCUCCGGGAUACCUCCUGGAUGAGCAGAACAACGCUUGCAGAUCCUGUAAUACAAUCCGUUGCAGUCGCUAGGAGCUGUGCACCUCUUCCACUAAACCCUACAGCCGGGUGAGCGGCAUGUUUCGUAACGAUGGAGGCCGUUGGCAUGACCACAUGCCGCGUUAGAGCAAAACCCUGACCGUCCGGAACUGUGACUCAUGUUUUGCGAUGCUUCAAGAGACUUGAUCAUGGGAUACGUUAGCUUUGAGCUAGAAAAAGAAAUUGAAAACGAGCAUACGUUGCAGCGGAUUUGAUUGCAAG